AUGCUAGGACGUCGCCUCCAAAAAGCUGCAUCGAAGCCUUUUGACAAUCUCAGUGCUUCGAGCCGUCUUACUCAGUUCUGUAGACUGGGAUCGUCAAUUUUAAUCAUUGUGUUCACAAUGGUAGUGACAGUUGGAGCAUUAACGCUUCCGGAUAGACUAUUCAUGGGCCAGAUGAAAACCUCAUCAAUUGACAUUGCCAAUGGCCUGUUCCAGUUCCUUCAAUCGUCCGUGGAAUCGUCUACGGCCAACUACAUUAGCAAUGGAGUUGGACUCACAACUUCUGAGAUUUUAAUUCUGACAGAUUACACGGCAAUGCAGUCUAAAGCAGCACCUCAAUAUGUGGUUUCCUCCGUUUACGGCUGGUGCCGUGUUGAAAACAGAACUACGAUCACCACAGGCCCCAGAGCUCACAAUUAUACAACCUGCAUACGAGAAGGCUCGGAUUACAUUUUCGACUACCGAAGCUUGAUGAAAGACGUGGGUCUCGAGGUGAUUCUGGAUUAUGCUUACGGGUCUCCCGAUGGCAGCACUUACGAAACAAGUCCAUCGUACACACAUUAUAUGAAUACCAGGAGAAAUACAAAGGAAAGAAUGGUGGUUUUGCUGUAUUUCGUGGCAGUUUGUCAGGCAGUUGUUCUAGUCCUCACACUGUGGUAUUACUCAAUUAAAGGACGAAACCUCAACCAAUUUAGAGAGUUCAUGCUCGAGCAUACAAUUUCGGUGCUCUCACUGGUAGUAUGCAUAUGCGCAUUGGUGAGCGCAAUAUCCUUGUUGUCACUGAACAUGCAGCUGCGAUCAAAGGUAAACAGUGAGCUUGGUGUAAUGGGGAUUUCAUACCACCUGGGACGGGAAUGGUUUGCUGCGCUUUGGCUGGCGGCCAUCUUUUCUUGCGUAUCUUGCGCUAAUUGGUCUGGUUUAGUGUGGUGCAUCACCAAUAAUAACGUGGAGCGAGAAGAAUCCUACGAGCUGGGUAUACUUGCAUCAGCCGGCGAAAGCGUGCAUGACCGCUCUUUGGAGCAAGCAAACGCAGAGGUCGAUAGGCUCGAGAAACCAUUUUUUCCAAGAGGAGACCUUUCUCAGGCAGGAAUCUUGGAAAACAAUUCGAUGGAGUCCUUGAAUCUACUGGCCACAACCGAAACAGAGCACUCCAGCAUCGUACGACAAAAACCGGUCGUGCCGACAUCUGCAUUUAGCUUAUGA
Molecule: messenger RNA, 1200 nt
Organism: Lachancea sp. 'fantastica'
Lineage: Eukaryota; Fungi; Ascomycota; Saccharomycetes; Saccharomycetales; Saccharomycetaceae
Source: the annotation of a GenBank genome assembly